AUGUCUUCUAGAAAUCCUGCUAUAAACAAAUGGGCCUUAGAUUUACCUGCUCAAUCAAGCAAGGCCAUAUUUGCUUGUGAUUUGGUGCAAUGUGGCUACUCAAUAACGUCUGUACCAGUCAAGCUUGACUUGAAUCAAGGGUUGAAGCCACAAGUAUUAGUAGCCUACAGAAUCUCAACCCUUAGCCAGUUCUUGAUUGUUCCACAAUCAGCUGAAAAUCACCUCCGCCACCUUUCGUGUUUGCCGCUUGAGGAGGUGGAUAUUACGAGGCUGCACGCUCAGUCAAAGGUGGUUGGGACACUGGUAAACAUUGGAGGAGCAACGCUACUCACAUUUGCUCACAGAAGGGAAUUUUUGUCGCUAUCAAUCUGCACCCAGUGCACACAUCCAAGAUCAUUUGAAGGGGAAUACCCCCAGGAGACUGCUUAUUACAUUCUCGGAUUGUUGGCCAAGGAAAGGGGUCCAGUAUUUCUGUGUGCUUCUAAUCCUCUAAGCAUGGUUAUGGUUGCAAUUCUGGGGUCUUUCAUCUUCAAAGACAAAUGGUACGUUGGCAGGUAUGCAAGGAUAAAACUACAAACAUCAAACCAUUUGCGCAAACAGCCAGGACAGAAGGAAAUGUACGGACUUCUAAUCAUGACUUGGUUGCAGGAAUGCUAA
This is a messenger RNA of Populus nigra (black poplar), 657 nucleotides long. RefSeq lists its product as uncharacterized. The coding region runs from base 1 to 657 and encodes 218 amino acids. Gene Ontology annotation, cellular component: plasma membrane. Gene Ontology annotation, molecular function: transmembrane transporter activity. The record is from RefSeq and is a predicted model, not a curated record. NCBI's taxonomy places the organism in Eukaryota, Viridiplantae, Streptophyta, Magnoliopsida, Malpighiales, Salicaceae. The transcript is spliced from 5 exons.